CACUUCUCUAGGUAAGGCAGUUACCUAGGCAACUAGAUAAUGUUUGGGAGUCUACAAGACCUUCAGCUUUUCCAAUGAAGGAUUUUGGGGGAUUUGGAGGUUUCAUCAGCAUUUUCUUGAUCAGAUUAAUGUUUUCAGAAAUAUCACAUACCAUCCCAUAAUAUCCAAUGAUCAGACUCUGUCCAAUAGCUACUUCAACUCCGGCCUUCGAGUACCUGGAUAUCCCCUCUCUCCAGCCAACCGACACCUGCGAAUCACUUCUGGAGGGCACCGCAACGUCUCUUUUCUUUAACUUCGCCAACUCUGCCAUCACUUACAACUGCUUCAUCAGUCCCACUGGAUCCUCCUGCAUCGGCGACUUCGGCGGACCAAUUCAGUGUGACCUGACAACUGGUGAAAAGGUAGUGAUUGGGCAGAUCGAGAAUGGUGACUGCACGGCUGCUGCUGCUGUCGGCUUCUACAACCUUGAGACAUCAAGUGUUCGAGUUCUUCCAACAGCCAAGGCCAAAAUCACGCUUGGAUAAAGAUACAGUUUUAAAACGUGGUCUCGUGUCCAUGACGAAUAAAUAUUUGAACAUUUAAA
This is a messenger RNA of Haliotis rubra (blacklip abalone), 583 nucleotides long. RefSeq lists its product as uncharacterized. Lineage: Eukaryota; Metazoa; Mollusca; Gastropoda; Lepetellida; Haliotidae. The transcript has 2 exons. The record is from RefSeq and is a predicted model, not a curated record. The coding region runs from base 168 to 524 and encodes 118 amino acids.